AUGGAGUAUGCUAUCAUUAGUGAUGAGGAACAACAACAUUCACUCAGAUUGAAGAAUCAACAUAUAGGAGUAGUAGUUAUGGUUACAUUAGUUUAUGCAAAAUAUAAUCAGCUUGGCAGACUACAGUUGUGGGAAUCUCUUGGGGCACUGAAUAGUAUAAUAAAUAAACCUUUUCUGGUAGGUAGAGAUUUUAAUGUCAUAAGACAUGAAGAAGAGAAGCUUGGUGGAUUACCAGUAACUUUUAAAGAGACAGGAGACUUUAAUCAUUGUAUCAACACUUGUAAUUUAGAGGAGAUUGCAUUUAAGAGAAGCAAAUUUACUUGGUGGAAUGGUAGAGAAGAUGGAGAUUGUAUAUUCAAAAGACUUUAUAGGGUCUUCUCUAAUGAUAAAUUACAAGAAAUAUUUCAUGUUAUUGACGUAGAAAACUUGGUAAGAAGUGGUUCUAACCAUGCACCAACUUUACUAUAUUGUAAUACUCACCAUGAUCAUUUAAUUAAGCUAUUUAGAUUUCUUAAUUUUUGGCUUAAAGAAGAAUCUUGUCUGGAAGUAAUUAAGCAGAAUUGGAAAGUGGAGGUAGAAGGGAAUCCUUUCAUUAAUUUUUACCAAAAGUUAAAGAAGACUAAAGUUGCAUUGACUCAGUUGAGUAAGCAAACUUUUGGAAACAUAUUUCAAGAGAUUGCUACUCUUGAAGAAUUGAUUAAGGUAACAGAGAAGCAGUUUGAGGAGGAUCCCACAGGGGAUAACAGGGUUAAUUUGUUCAAAGCACAAGAAGUGUUGGCAAUGCAACUAAAAAGAGAGAAGGAACUCUGGAGACAGAAAAAAGGUUUUGAGUGGUUCAAAGAUGGAGAAAGGAACACAAGAUUUUUCCAUGCAAUAGUAAAGGGAAGAAGGUCAAGGGUAAAGAUUAAAAAGAUUCAGAAUGAUGAGGGUAUUUGGCUGGAGAAUCAGGAUGAAAUUACUGAAGCUUCUACUAUGUUCUAUCAGAAUCAAUUUCAAAAGCAGGAGGAUGUUGGGGACUUUACAAUGCUAGAUGUGCUACCAAGUGUAGUAACAGAAGCUCAGAAUGCAUAUUUAAAGAAAAUACCAACAAUAGAUGAAGUAAAGGUAGUAGUCAUAGGAUUAAAUAAAACAGCUUUGGAGGGCCAGAUGGUAUAA
Messenger RNA from Capsicum annuum, 1155 nucleotides. RefSeq lists its product as uncharacterized. The transcript has a single exon. Bases 1 to 1155 code for a protein of 384 amino acids. Lineage: Eukaryota; Viridiplantae; Streptophyta; Magnoliopsida; Solanales; Solanaceae. The record is from RefSeq and is a predicted model, not a curated record.